ACGCAUCAUAUUAGAUGGUUUUCUUAUGAAAACGGUAAGUCAUCAUUACUCAUUAGCCUCAUAGGGUUGUUGUUGUUGUUCUAUCGACCACGGCGGCGACGAGGCUGACGCGGCGGCAAAUUCGCGGCGGAGAAGCCAUAUUUGAAAAAUCUUAGCAUUCACUUUUGAAAACUAAGUUUCGGUGAUGGCCUCAAUCUCGACUUGGUUCAGAUACAUGGCUCACAAGCUUGAGUAUUCCCUCACCCUCAGUCUCAAGAGUCAUAGGAGAGAAAAACUGAGUGACCGAGAACUCAUUCAAAUAAUCUUCAAGAAUCUAUUCCAUGGAAAAAUAACCUACUUACACUCGGAUAAAGGACGAGAAAUGUCCCCAACCAUGGGAGCACACGAAAACACACUUCUUAUCCGUAAGAUACCUAUCGCUAAUACGAGGUAUCUAUUCAUUGGAGAUGCUGUAGUCUUAAAGGACCCGAACAAUUCAGAUAAGUAUCUGGUACGAAGAUUAGCAGCUGUAGAAGGAUUCGAAAUGGUAUCGGGUAAUGAAAAAGAGGAGCCUUUUGUUCUCGAAAAGGAUCAGUGUUGGGUAAUAGCCGAAAACCAGGAGCUCAAAGCUAAGGAAGCAUAUGAUAGUCGAACAUUUGGUCCAGUUUCAACAGCAGACAUUGUUGGAAGAGCUAUAUAUUGUCUGAGAACAGCCGUCGAUCAUGGUCCUGUUCGAAACAGUCACACCGCAAUGGGACAAGAUUCUCCAAUCCUGGCAGUAGAAUUGGACGUGGACGAGAUGGCUAAAAAUCACAAGGCACAAUAAAGAGACACUAUUCUGUGUUGUCUGUGUCAAAGCGAAAUCCCGUUAUUUGAUUGAGAUAUGAGAAAACAAAUAAAUCAUACAAUGAUGAAAAAUCCAAAAUUUACUUUCCGAAUAUAUCUGAGUUUUGUUUGUAGCCUGAAAUAUAUAUUCGCUGCAAGUGCAUGCUCUUUAAGCAGGCUGUGUAGCUUGUCGUUCUCUUCCUUGUAGAUUAAAACUGAUUUCUCCGUUGUUUAAGUUAUUAUUGGGAAUAAAAAGACGUUUUCUUU
Messenger RNA from Eutrema salsugineum, 1071 nucleotides. Its product is annotated as mitochondrial inner membrane protease subunit 2. The record is from RefSeq and is a predicted model, not a curated record. Gene Ontology annotation, molecular function: serine-type endopeptidase activity. NCBI's taxonomy places the organism in Eukaryota, Viridiplantae, Streptophyta, Magnoliopsida, Brassicales, Brassicaceae. The coding region runs from base 185 to 805 and encodes 206 amino acids. The transcript has 5 exons.